Molecule: messenger RNA, 4024 nt
Organism: Boleophthalmus pectinirostris (great blue-spotted mudskipper)
Lineage: Eukaryota; Metazoa; Chordata; Actinopteri; Gobiiformes; Gobiidae
Product: teashirt homolog 2
Exons: 2
Coding region: 23-3106 (1027 amino acids)
Biological process (GO): regulation of transcription by RNA polymerase II
Cellular component (GO): nucleus
Molecular function (GO): DNA binding; DNA-binding transcription factor activity, RNA polymerase II-specific
Source: RefSeq, a predicted model, not a curated record
CCGCACCUGAACCGCUACGACCAUGCCUCGGAGGAAACAGCAAGCGCCGAAGAGGGCAGCUGUGUACAUGCCUGACGAGGACGCCAUUUUGGAGGAACCCAUCGCGGAGGAAGAUGGAGACAACGACGCUCAGACAGAAGAGGAGUGCUCGGAGAAAACCAGCCCCAAACUAUCACCAGAAGGGGGCGAUAUGGACAACAAAAGCACCAACACCUACAGCAACGCAAACUCCCCGAUCAGCGUGCUUUCCAACCAGGAAGCAGAACUGGAAUCCCGGUUGAGUGACUGUAGCGACCGAUUGUCCGAUUUCAAGACCGCCUCCUCGCCCCCGGAAAGCCAACGCGAUGACGAAGCGAGCCGUGGAUCCAAAAACAAAGAGGAGACAACAGGAAGUAGUUUGGAGAAAAUGCGCGCCGCCUAUGCAAACUUCUUGUCCGAUUCCUACUGGACGGGAGUGGAUUUGAAAGUAGCAAAAAACGCGAGCAAAGCGAAUUGCGAUAGCACUAACGGAAGCGCUAACAACACCGCCAGUAAUAAUAAUAAAAGCGAGUUUGAUUGGCACCAGGAUGCGUUGUCGAAAACUCUACAACAGACUGUCUCUCCCAAGCCUACAUCCAAACCGAAUCUUUUCAGUUCCGUGCAUCUUUACCGGCAGAGCGCUAAACCGUGCGGAUCGGUGUUCACGGGAGCGAGCAGGUUUCGUUGUAAGGACUGCAGUGCCGCUUAUGACACGUUGGUGGAGCUAACGGUGCACAUGAACAAAAGCGGACACUACCAAGACAAUAACCAUAGCAAACAGGCAGGCAACUCCGCUUCCUCUUCCAAAUCUCGUAAAAGAAACCUGCAAGACCUAGAAGGCAAAGAGGACGCUCAGAAAGUUUUAAAAUGCAUGUUCUGCGGCCAUUCGUUCGACUCGUUGCAAGAUUUGAGCGUGCAUAUGAUUAAAACGAAACAUUACCAGAAAGUGCCUUUAAAAGAGCCAAUCCCGGUUAUAACUCCCAAACUUUUGCCACCAGCGAAAAAGCGAGCGUUCGAAGUCGCUAGGCCAUGCUCUCCUGACUCUACGACUGGCGUUUCCGGAUUCACCGACGCUCAACGGGCGGCGAACAUGUCCAACGCCAACAACCGCUACGGCUAUCAGAACGGAGCGAGCUACACGUGGCAGUUUGAGACGUGCAAGUCGCAGAUCCUUAAAUGCAUGGAGUGCGGCAGCUCGCACGACACGCUCCAGCAGCUCACCACUCAUAUGAUGGUCACGGGACAUUUUAUCAAAGUGACAAACUCGGCUUCCAAAAAGGGCAAACAGCUCGCGCUCGAUCCGUUGGCGAUCGAAAAGAUGCAAGGGUUAGCGGAACCGGCGACGAACGAGAAAGACGGGGAGAUGGUUUCGUCGCCCAAAACGCCCGCAGGGAGCGAGAAGGACAGUCAGGGGGACUCUACUUCAGAUAAAAUGGAAGAAGGAAGCGCUAAAGAAGAUAAGGCAGAGAGUGAUGACCAAAAACCAGGGAACGGGACUUUUAAGUACCCGUAUUUGCGAGAGGAGGACCUGGAGAAAGAAUCAGGAGGAGGAGGGGAUAUUCUGAAAUCAUUAGCCAAUACUGUGGCCUCUGCCAUCAAUAAAGCGCAAACUGGUACGCCAAGUUGGAGCGCUUACCCAAGCAUCCACGCCGCCUAUCAACUAUCAGGCAUUAUCAAAAGCCCUCCUCUCUCCACUUCGCCACCCGCCCAGCUAAAGCACGCGUUUAACCACAAGCUGAGACCCAUCGCCCCCAAGGGAAAACUCUACUCUCCUCCCCAGGGACUGCAUCAAAAUACGGACAUCAAAAAGGAAAAGGUUGGCAUUAGCGAUGGUAAAGAAAGUCAGAAUUUGAAGUUUGAUCUCGGCGAGAACGAUGACAGCGAUUGUCAAGAUGAUUCCUCGUCCUCUUCAAAGCUGGAUGCCGACUGCGUGAAUGAAGAUGCGAUCAAAGACAAGUUGAGCCCGGAUUUUUCUGACAGAGGCAAGACAACGCCGAGCCCCUGCGCCAGCAACGGACGCGGCACUUCAGAGGCUACCAAUGACACCGCGGAUAUGCUGGCAGUUAACCCUCUUAGCGCUCUGCAGUCCGUUUUGAACACGCAUCUAGGCAAAGCUAAUAAACCUAACAACUCCAGGCAGGAUAAAUUAGCAGCUCAUGCCCAAGCCAUUUUUGCAGACAUGAACCGUAGCAAUGAAAAACAAUCUCGGAUGCUCGGGAGUCCAGUGAGGAGCAAACCGGAUAACCCUUUCAUUUUUGUCAACGAUGACCAGCCUAUAGACUUGACGAAAUCAAAACAUAACAAGGCAAGUUCUUCGCUUUUGCAAACGUCAACGCCGGUACCGCAGAAAUACGCGUUAUCCGACAUCGCCGACAUGGUUAAGGUGCUGCCGAAAGCUACAACGCCAAAACCGUCCCUCCAGUCGCGACUCCCGACGAUGAAAUUGGAAUCAGACGUGAGGAGAUUCGAAGACGUCUCCGCCGAAGUCUACUCCGUCCACAAACGCAAAGGGAGGCAGUCCAAUUGGAAUCCGCGCCACCUUCUUAUCCUGCAAGCCCAGUUCGCGUCGAGCUUAUUUCAGACUUCAGAAGGCAAAUACUUACUGUCAGAUUUGGGCCCUCAAGAACGCAUGCAAAUCUCCAAAUUCACCGGACUCUCCAUGACGACCAUAAGCCAUUGGUUAGCGAAUGUCAAAUACCAGCUACGGAAAACCGGAGGGACAAAAUUCCUCAAAAACAUGGAUUCAGGUCAUCCGGUUUUCUACUGUAAUGACUGCGCUUCACAGUUUAGGUCACCCGCUACCUUUAUUUCGCAUUUGGAGUCCCAUCUUGGGUUCCAGAUCAAAGACAUGUGUAAAAUGCCGGUAGAGCACCACACGAAAGUCGAGGAGCCCGAACUGCCCAAGGCCCUAAGCGUACGGCCCUCUCCGGAUGCGCUAAUCUCCGAAGAGGACAUAGACUCUAAGUUCAAAUGUAAACUGUGCUGCCGGACAUUUGCCAGCAACCACGCGGUCAAACUGCACUUGAGUAAAACGCACAGCAAAUCGCCCGAUAACCACUCACAGUUUGUAGAAAUGGACAAGGAGUAGUCUUUUGAUAAUAUGUGUUUUUAUUGUUUUAACACACGGGUUCAGGCAUUUCACACAGCAUUUUUGUUGUUUUUUUUGUUUAGAUUUGUAGUGCAGUGGUUCUCAGAUUUGUGGAAUACUACCAAGACUUGAUCAUGACUAAAACAGGACUAAUAAAUGACAAAAUGACGGAUUAAAUAAUUCUAAAUCCGGAUUAGCCCUUAAUUUUCUGAAAUCCUGGGUUCUUUCAUCAAAAUCUUUUACAUCAGUUUUGGUAAACGUAUUUCACUUGAGAAGUAAUUAACUACACCUUCGUCUAAGAGUCCACGCUUCAAUAAUUUAAAGAAAAGAAGAGUUUUGAAUUGUGAAAAGUCCUCAAAAUGUCGGCAUAUUUGCAAACAAAACAAAACAAAUGUGGCUCAUAACAAGAAGUUGAAACCACUGAAUCGAAUGUAUUUAUGUUGUCCACCGCUACUUUGCCCUAACUUUAGAGAAAAGUAAAAAUAUAACUAAAAGAAUGUUGCUGUGGUGGAAGGAAGUACUCUAACUUACCUAAGUAAAAGUACAAAUACCCAAGCAAAAACAUAAGUAAAAGUGUCACAUGAAAAAAUCUAUUCAAGUAAAUUUUACACUUUACAUUUUACACAGAGAUUUAGAUUUUCAAAAAGUGCUUUAUUUUGUUCACCAGAAAAAAUGUAUCAAUCGUUUUUUUCCUUAUCUGAUUUUAUGUAUAUAUUUUUGCUUGCUCAAAUUAUGAACGUGUUAAAAAUAAACCCUCAGCCUUUUCUAGUUCAGAAAUGUAGAGGAGUAGAAAGUACACAUACCUGCUCUCAAACGUAGUGAAAUAAAAUCGAAACUAAAGUGCGAACAGCAAAAAUAUAUACUUAAGUUCAGUACUGUCACUACUUUUACUUUGUUAGGUUCCACCACUGCUGACUA